ACGUAUUCUAUCCUUUGCUGUGGAUGCGUGGAUGGCUCAAGGGGUAGCGCCCAUGCCAUGGGCGUGGUCUCCCAGGCCUUGCAGAAAGGCCUCCCAAACGUAGCGGCCCUCAGCUUCGGCUGCCGAAGCUGGGAGCUUGGGCCUAAAUGUGGCUGAUUCUCUUCUGGCUGCCAGUGGUUUGGGCAGAUCUACCGGUGCAUUGUUUACAUCAUGAGAUCCUGGGACGAUGAAACUUCAUGCUGAGCCCACCCAGUCCUGAACGAUCCUCCUGCGGCCAUUUGAGGCCCGACUCGGUGGAUUUCCAGCCACGGAGAGAUGAUGUGCAGGUGGGCAAACAUCUGACCAUCUCCCUGAUGGAUCCCAAUGUGGCGGAAGAUGAACAUCUUCAGCGAGGGACAUGGACCAUGGUCUAUGAUGAGGGCUUUGAAGUCGAGAUUAACAACCUGAACUUCUUUGCCUUCUCCAACUUUAGCUUUGAACUUGCACAAGGAGGAAGCACCAAGCACAAUAUCUCACACUGCGAUCAAACCAUGGUCGGCUGGUAUCACAACACGGAUCGAACAGAGUUCGGCUGCUACUACGGCAGCAAGGUGAUGACACAGGAACCGCCCGCUGAGCAAGCCGCCGCUGUGCGCCCCGUCCAUUUGGGAAAGAAGCCAAAGACCUUGCUGUAUCAGACAAAGCUGUCGCAUCAUCAUCAGCGAAAGGUCAUUGACAAGCUCUCUGCCAAGAUCGGCAACGAGUCCCUGGGAUGGAAGGCCAAGACCAUGGAGAAGUGGAACGGCCUCUCCAUGCUGCAGGUGAACUCCUAUGCUGGCAUCAAGCGUUCUCGUCGUAGCACAGCGAUGUUGAGACAACAUGCUGCGAAGCUCAAGACACUCUCAGGGAGGGUGAAGCGAAGGAGUUUCUUGCAGCAGACCAGUGUCCUGCAGCUCUCGAAGCCAUUGCCGGGCUCCUGGGAUUGGACCAAUGUGAGUGGGCGCAACUUUGUUGAGCCUGUUAUGGACCAAUCUGAAUGUGGAAGUUGCUAUGUUGCUGCUGCGGUGCGUCUUUGGGCUGCGAAAGAUGGGCUAGUUGGCCUCAAGGAGCUCCAAGGCAAGCGCUACCGGGCCGACAAUCAUCGCUAUGUGGGCUCCUGGUAUGGAGAGCAUGGCGACAAGGUCGAGGAGAUCAAGGCGGAGUUGUACCACAAUGGGCCUUUGAUCCUGGGCCUGGAACCUACGGAGGACUUCAUGUGGUACUCUGAGGGCAUCUAUCGUUCUCCCAGCUCGAGUGAUCUGAUGCAUUCGACCAGCAGCUUCGAAUGGGAGCGCGUGGACCAUGCGGUCUUGCUGGUGGGCUACGGAGAGGAGAAUGGAAGGAAGUAUUGGAAGCUUCAGAACAGCUGGGGUGAGGACUGGGGUGAAAGAGGUUUCUUCCGGAUGGUGAUGGGCGAGAAUGACUCAGGCAUUGAGUCGAUUCCAGAGGCAGCAGAUGUUGUGCAGGAUGAGCAGGACGGUCGGCAAGUUCAGAGCUUCUUCCAGCAACUCCAAGCACCGACGAAGAGAGCUUCGACGGACGAGCUCCAGUUGACGGAGAGGAUCGAACAUUUGCUCCAGAGCAAAUUGAAAGUGAAGGCUUGAACGCCUGACAUGAAGACGACCGCAAGAAAGAGCCAUUAGUCUCGUUUCACCCUGCAAGGGUUGCUCUUAACGCAUCUGCAUUGCAUCUUGAUGUUUCUUGGACAUUGUUGGAUACACAAAGCCAGAGACAAACAAUACAUGUUUGACAAGAGCAGACCCACUGCGCAAGC
This is a messenger RNA of Durusdinium trenchii, 1792 nucleotides long. The record is from the annotation of a GenBank genome assembly. NCBI's taxonomy places the organism in Eukaryota, Dinophyceae, Suessiales, Symbiodiniaceae.